GCGGCCUAGUUAAUGCUUUAGAUUCCGUCCUCGUCAGGAUGCCCAGAUCUCCAGUCUGUACCCGCCGUUUAACGGGCGCCGUUCGAUGGCGCAGAGAUGCGUGUUGUUUAAUGGUUUCGCGCAAAAUAAUGGAUUGGUCAUCAGAGUAAGCGAAUGAUAUAAGAUAUAUUCGCGGGAGGAUGUAAGUGAAUAAUGGCUGUGCAGGGGAGGCAAGACCACCUGCAAAAAUUUUCAGGAAUUUCCUGAGAUUGUAGUGCAUUAUUUUGCGGGUUUAAGUAUGCAUUUAAUGCUCGAGAGUUGAGUUCUCUCAGGUCUCAGGAUCGAACCCCGGGCGAAGGACAGGACUCUUGCCGAGAUUGCAGAAUGGCUCAGGUGAGAUCGAACAGGGCCAGCAUUGGCAAGCCUUCGCCUCAGCAGGCGAUCCAUGAGUUGAAACAGCGAACAAUCGUUGCAAUAAACAAGUUGUCAGAUCGAGAUACGUACCAAAUAGCGGCUCAGGAGCUCCAUGGUGUCGCACAGUCGUUGAGCCCUGACGCUUUGUCCCCUUUCCUCACAUGCCUCUGUGACACUGAUUCCCGUCAAAAGAGCAUCGUCAGAAAAGAAUGCGUUAAGCUCUUUGCCACAUUAGCCGACGCCCAUGGCGACAUUUUGACGUCCCAUUUGUCCAAAAUGGUGGCCAACAUUGUGCGUCGGUUGAAGGAUCCCGACUCCAAUGUCCGUGACGCUUGUGUAGACUCAAUCGGCGUCAUGGCGUCGAAAAUUACGACGCCUUCAAUUGCUGUUUUCAUUCGCCCUUUGUUCGAAUGCCUCGGCGAGCAGAACCGUUAUUUGCAGGUGGGUUCUGCAAUGUGCCUUGCUCGCGUUAUUGACCACGCUGCGGAUCCUCAGCCUGCGGGGUUACAGAGGCUUUUGCCCAGGAUUGUGAAGCUUUUGAAUAAUAAGAUUUUUUUGGGGAAGCCUGCGUUGCUUUGUGUGAUUGGGAGCAUAGUCGAGGCAGGGGGGGCGUCAAAUCAGCAUACAUUGAGUAUGUUGAUCCCUGCCAUGGAUGACGCCUUGCGGAGCUCUGAUUGGGCUACAAGAAAAGCUGCGGCUGAGGCUUUUUCUCGCAUGGCUCUCAACAUUGCAGAUUUGGUCACACCAUUCAAAUCUUCGUGCCUUGCAUCAUUGGAAUCCAGUCGUUUUGAUAAGGUGAAACCAGUUCGAGACAUGGUCAAUCAGGCUUUACAAAGCUGGAAAAGCAUUCCAGAUUCCGAUGAGUCUUUACCAUCCCAUGAAAGAGAACCUUCUGCUAAAGAAAAUAUGUAUGAAGAUCAUUUUUCCAUUGCUUUUAAGCCUUCCAAUUCUUUCAAGCCCGAUUGUGGCUCUGUAAAGAAAAGUAGCAUUGCUGUGAGCAGAUCUCCUCCAGAUACUGUUUCUGUUAGUAGUAUACGGAAAAGAUCUCCUCUGACUGACAAAAAGACAAAUCCAGCCUUAUUGCAUAAACAGGGUCAGAAAAAUGUAGAUAGCUGGCAGGUUGAGGUAGCUGUUCCUCAAAGUCGGCCUGUUGAAGAUCAUGACAAAAGUUACAGUAAAAGUUUGUUUGCUAAACUGAAAGAGAGGAGAGAUUCAAAUGUAGAUCAUGGAACAAGAUUUAAAGAUUCAGAGAUAGUGGAAAAAUUGGACACUCCCAGACGCUCAGAUUGUGACACCAAAUGUGUUGUGAUCGACCGACCUUUUGAUUUAAAGCCUGCUGUUGAGACAGUUCCUAAUGAGAAGCAGAACACAAGCAAUGCGGGCAGAAAUAGUUUUAAAAUCCAGUGCAAUGGCCAUGAUUUAAAUGAAUUGGCUAUGAUUAGGAAACAACUGGUUCAGAUUGAAAAUCAGCAAUCCAGCUUGUUGGAACUUAUGAAGAUGUUUAUGGGAAGCUCACAAGAGGGUUUGCAUUCACUAGAAAAAAGAGUACAUGGUUUAGAAAGGACUGUAGAUGAAAUGGCUCAGGAUCUUGCUGUAUCAACUGGUAGGCUCUCUACUGUUGAGGAUGGAAGGGCUACUUGUUGUAAGUUCCCCGGCUCUGUGCUUUUAAGCUCCAAAUUUUGGAGGAAAAAUGAAGGCAGAUACUCACCUGCACAACUUGCCACAUCUGACGGCUCAUCAAUGAGUAGAUCUGGAAGAGGUGCACCAUACAGAGCUGAAAUGGGGACAGAUAUAUGGGAUAGGAAGUUGAAAGGAUUGCGGGGUGGUUUUAUGGUGAAUCCCUUGGCAGAUGUCCGGGGGACAUUAAAGAGGGAGACCACUGAGUUUGUUUCAAAUGACACUCAAAGGUCUAUAUUGGAAAAUUUGGAAGGAAAUCAAAUGUUUACCAAAGCGCGGGACAGAAACAGGUCUAAUGAGGGUCCCUCUGUAAGCAGCGCAUUGCAAGUAUCAGAGGAUGAAGCUAUUGCUUUCUCUGGUAUGCGGGUUGUAGGCAAGGAUGCUAAAACAGAGGUGUGUGAUUCUGUGAAAGAAAAUUCAAGGCCAACAGCUAUAGGCAGGACCACUGACUUCAAUAGCAAGUUAGGUCAGGGCAGUGGCAGUUUUUGGAGUGUUUGGUCACGGUCUGUAGAAUUUCUAUGGAAAGGAGAUGUGGAGUCAGCAUUUGGCGAGGUCCUUUGCAUUGGGGAUGAUCUUUUGUUGAUUAGGCUAAUGAAUCGGACUGGUCCUGUGCUGGAACAUUUAUCUCAAGGGACCAUUUUGGAAAUGAUGCAAGCUCUUAAGCAGUUUUUGUUGAAGCAGAAAUUCUUGGGUUCAGUAAUCCCCUGGAUUCAACAGGUUGUGGACUUGACCGCAAGCAAUGGUUCAGAUUAUCUGGGCCUCUCACUUGAUGCAAAGAAAGAAAUGUUACAAGCCUUACAAGAGGCUUCAUCAAAGCAUUUUUCGGAUUCUUCAAAUAGAAACACCAUUGCUCAGAGUGCAUCCAAGUUGUCUACUCUUUGGAUGGUGGACUCAUUGAAAUGCAGGUAAUCAGUAUAGUAGAAAAUAUUUUCUCUUGUCGGCAGUGCUCUUUCUUCUGAUGGAGGUCGAUAACAUCAUGAGUCGAGAGCUUCUGUAGGUUACCUUACCAAGGCAUGCAAAUGUUCUAUUUCGAAUUGAAUACUCUCUUCCACCAAAAAGUAUGUUGUUCCUUUGUAAUAGACACCAGUCUGCUAUUUCAUGUCGAUUUUGAGAUUUGAUAAGCAUACUAGCAGCCUAGUCAAAUUUUCUGUCAGAUUAUAAGAUGGAGAACUAAGCUCGAGACUACUUAUUAGAUCAAAAAUGUGGACGGGUUCCACUAUUGAGUUGUAAAUAAUUCUUCAUUAGUAAGCACAUUGUUGAGAAUGGGCGUUGCCACGCUCUAAAGCUUGCAGGGACACAUUGAAUACCAUAUAUUCAAAGAUGUAAAUGUCUCCCGACGGAGAAAAAUCUAUUGGAUAGCAAUUAAGAAAAGCAGAAUAAGCAGUUUUAAAAUACUUUAUAUUUGAGCUGAUAAUGUCAAAGCACAAGCUUAAAAAAAUAUGAACUGCUCAACGUUCUGUAAACUUGCAAGAAUUUCAUUGAUCGGCUAUAUAUUAUACUAACCGUAAUCUGUUUUUAAGUUAAGCCGCCAAUGAUAUUGAUUAAUAACAUAUCAUCACUUCUUUUUA
Molecule: messenger RNA, 3638 nt
Organism: Cryptomeria japonica (Japanese cedar)
Lineage: Eukaryota; Viridiplantae; Streptophyta; Pinopsida; Cupressales; Cupressaceae
Product: TORTIFOLIA1-like protein 2
Exons: 5
Coding region: 364-2979 (871 amino acids)
Cellular component (GO): microtubule
Molecular function (GO): microtubule binding
Source: RefSeq, a predicted model, not a curated record